GAAAGGAUUGAUUGAGAGAGAGAGAGAGAGAAAGAGUGCGUGUGUGUGUGUGUGCGUUCUCCCACAAGUCCACAGUUAAAUAGAGGGAAAAAAGGCUGGAUAUUAUGAUGUCAGAGAUCAGAGAUAAGAGUAGGGGACAGUGUGCAUGCGUUAUCCUUCUAAAUCUUUCGGUCUUCCACAGCAUGCAGUUAUUAAUCCAGUGAAAUAGGAGCAGAUUUCUCAAUUGGAUCAGCACUGGAUUUGGGGAGAGAGGCAGAAUGCUGGAGGGGAAGGCAAUGAUCCAGGACACAGACAUGCCAGUGAAGAUGCAGCUGCAAGCCAUGUCCUGUGCUAGUGAAGCUCUCGACCUCUUUGAUGUCCUUGACUGCAAAAGCAUAGCUACCCACAUAAAGAAGGAAUUUGAUCUGAGGUAUGGGCCUGGAUGGCAAUGUGUGGUGGGUUCCAACUUCGGGUGCUUCUUCACCCACACAAAGGGCACCUUCAUCUACUUCUGCCUGGAGACACUCAACUUUCUCAUCUUCAAAGGAGCUGCUGCUUAGCCAACCCAACCACCUGCACAAAAUAGCUGUUGGGCUUGUUAUGAUGGUAGCUCCCGAGAGCUGAAGAUGAAAAGAGGUAAUUCUCUGACACACUGAAAUGUGGCAGAAUAUGAGAACAGAUAUUGAACAAUAUAGUGACAUGCUUCAUACUUAGGUUUCAGAUCAAAGUUCUACUUUGCUUUCUCUGCUUUAUAAUGUGAGGGAACGAAAUGAGAAACUUUUUUCUUACCUUUUGAGAAAGCCUAUGUGUGCAGAUAUAUCAGUGCUGGAUCUGAACAUCAAAUGUCAUGACCCUCCGAUUCUGCUUGUCUUAGUUUAUAACUUCAGAGACAUUGGCAAAAAGUUGCAUCACUGGUGAUCUUUAUUUCAAUAAGUUGUGGACUUGCAGCAGAAUUUCCUGCAAAGAAAUUAUACAAACUAUUAUUUUUAUUAGGUAAUUCAUGAAUGUUUCUGAA
Messenger RNA from Musa acuminata AAA Group (dessert banana), 994 nucleotides. RefSeq lists its product as uncharacterized. Gene Ontology annotation, cellular component: cytoplasmic dynein complex. Gene Ontology annotation, molecular function: dynein intermediate chain binding. The record is from RefSeq and is a predicted model, not a curated record. Lineage: Eukaryota; Viridiplantae; Streptophyta; Magnoliopsida; Zingiberales; Musaceae. Gene Ontology annotation, biological process: microtubule-based process. Bases 258 to 539 code for a protein of 93 amino acids. The transcript is spliced from 2 exons.